Klebsormidium nitens is the source of this 888-nucleotide messenger RNA. Lineage: Eukaryota; Viridiplantae; Streptophyta; Klebsormidiophyceae; Klebsormidiales; Klebsormidiaceae. The record is from the annotation of a GenBank genome assembly.
GCAAAAUCUGCACUCCAGUCUCCAGUGAACAGGACAACUUGCUCCACGAGCUGAAGCGGCGAAGGCCCGGAGGGCGGCAUUGUGUUGUAUUCGAAAGCGACAGUGUCAGUGGUAGGAUAUCUUCUGAAUCGUCUGUCCUCCAUCCUCCGCACACGCAGCCUCUGGACACCUUCUAGUCGUGUUAGCAUUUCCAGGUGUUUUACAAUUGCCACUACAUUCCCUGCACAAUCGGAUUCUUGCUGUUGCCCGUCAGUUGGCAUCAUAAGGAUCGGACUAGCGGAGGGAAACAUUCUGCUGCAGCAGCGCAACCUGCCAUCAGUGUGCAUCUAUCCUCCUUCAAGAUUGAUCAGGUUGCUCAAAGACUGAUACUGAGCGAUGAGCAGGAUGGCAAACAACGCAGUUGGCCGGCCGCUGUUCAGUCUUCUAGACAGCAAGCUGAGAGCGGCUUUCAACCCCGUUAAUCUCACCAUCGUCAAUGAGUCACGAAUGCAUGCUGGCCAUUCUGGCAACCCGUCUGGGGACCCCGAUGCUGAAACGCACUUCCGAGUCGAAAUGAUAUCCGAGGCGUUUGAAAAGAAGCCUUUGGUCCAGCGGCAUAGACAAGUUUAUGAUCUCCUCAAAGAGGAACUAGAACCAGGAAAGAUUCAUGCGCUGGCACUGAAGUUGAAGACGCCCUCAGAAGCAGAAAAAGAGGCUUCCAAGAGAACGUUAUAAUGAUCUCAAAAUCAGUUCCUUGCUUAACGAGCUUGUUGGGUACACAAGCCAAGCUUAUUCCGAAAGGUUGCGUUGGUGUGUAAUCCUAGAGCUCUGUGCUCGGAAGUAAUCUUGUAAAGUUCUCCAUGUGGCACUCUGGAAAUAUAAAAAGUCUUUGGCGGUCCUAUAUCUGGC